This is a messenger RNA of Andrographis paniculata, 636 nucleotides long. RefSeq lists its product as uncharacterized. NCBI's taxonomy places the organism in Eukaryota, Viridiplantae, Streptophyta, Magnoliopsida, Lamiales, Acanthaceae. The coding region runs from base 1 to 636 and encodes 211 amino acids. The record is from RefSeq and is a predicted model, not a curated record. The transcript has a single exon.
AUGCCGAGGGCUCUCAAUCUCGUUUCAGAUUCCGUUUUACACCUCGCUCCAAAUGGCGUGAGUACGGAGGGAUUGCCUCGGGGCGGGGGGUACCGGCUCAGUUUUCGAAAUUGUGCCCCAAAACCGAUCGUCUGCGUGGCUAAGAAGAGGAACCGAAAUGAGGUUGGAAGAUCUGCCAAACUCAUAAUCGGAUCGGCCUGCAUAAUCGCCUCGAAGCUGAGGCUUUUUCCGGAGCCCGUAGAGCUUAUUUUGAGGGAAUUCGGGGGAGGGAAUGGAGGACGGAAUGGAAUCUGGAAUCGAUUUGGGGGAGGUGGGUACGGCUCCAACGGUGGGAAUUCGAGGAGAAUGAAAUUCAAAAUUCUAGGGAUUUUGGUAAUUUCCGUGGUCGCGGUAGGGUUUUGGUCAGUAAUUGGGAAAGAACUAGGGUUUGAUGCUGAUGCUUUCUUGGGGGGUUUAGGUUUGUUUCUUUUGGGACUUUCAGUGGGAGUGUGGAAAAGUGGUGCUAGGGAUUGGAUUUUGGGUUUCUGUUGCUGUGCUGUUGUAAUGUUGGCGUCGAAGAGGGAUAAAUUUCGAAAGUUGUUUGGAAGUUUUGUGAGAGUGAAGAAGAAUAGUAGAAGAAAAAUAAGAGUGUUGUAA